Nerophis lumbriciformis (worm pipefish) is the source of this 2542-nucleotide messenger RNA. Its product is annotated as putative methyltransferase NSUN7. Gene Ontology annotation, molecular function: methyltransferase activity. The record is from RefSeq and is a predicted model, not a curated record. Lineage: Eukaryota; Metazoa; Chordata; Actinopteri; Syngnathiformes; Syngnathidae.
GAUGUUUACGAGGGGCAGCUUUGUGUCACAGGCGACUCCAAAUCUGCCAGCUGCGCCCCUGCAAUCCUCUUUUUUUUGUUUCUUUCUCCCACCCUCAAGUUUUGGAACUGGCUUGCUGCUGCAUCUGAUUAAGAUGUCUAAGCCGACCCAAAGGGAUAAAACAAGAAAAGUCAUCGGUCUGCGGCGUCAUAAAGCCUCCAAAUUGAAAACAAAACCAACUUUGGACCCCCAACCUGCUGUGUGUGAACCGCCCCCGGACAAUGGUGAAGAAGUCGUCACCACCGGCCGAGGUCAAGAUGCUUUUUCGGACAAGGUCUACCUGCUGGCGUCGGCCAUCUUCCAGAACCAUCACCGGGAGAAGCCUGCGUCUCGCCAACUGGUGAAAUACGGCAAAGAGAGGGGGCUUCUUUUGCCUCACGUUGAACCUGAGAUGAGACGUCCCGCGUAUGAACUGGCCUUCAACGCACUUAAAUAUCAAGAGCUGCUGGAGGACAUUAUAACAGACAGUGGCUCCGUCCUCUCCCACCUAAUACCAGACGAUCAGAUGAGCCUUUUUGCUGUCAUGCUGUAUGACCUGCAGGACAGGAAGUUCCUCCCACACAAGAAGAGGAGAGCAACAUCCAUACAGGAAGUCAGGGAUGUGCAGCAGUCUCUCCUCAGGUGCAAAACCAAGCUGGAAGCCUCACUGGCGCGGUACAGGAUCAAACACGGACUCACCUCCGUUCACUGCAUCCUGCCUGAGAGUGUGAGGGGGAAGCAGGAGAGAGCCAACAGGCUGAUGCUUUAUGCAUGGCUCAACACACUCAGGAGCAGUCUGGACCAGGUCCAAAGUGUGCUGAAGGGUGCUGGCCUCUCUCAGGUGGGUUCAGUGGAGCAGUUGGAAGGACAGACCUUCUGCCAGGACCCCCACUGUGACGACGUGCUGGUGUUUCCCGCCUGGGUGAAAGCGACUCUGGAGUCCACCAAGCUGCUUCAGGACCAUAAACUCAUUUUGCAGGACAAGUCUUGUUGCCUGACCCCAAAUGCGGCGAUCCCCCUGCUACCGGAGGAGGGUGACGUCCUCCUGGUGGGCAGGUUCUCUGGCUUCACUGUCUCUCACACUGCCUUGCUCAUGAGACACAAAUGUAAAGACAAGUCCAAAGUCUUCGCGUGCGUCAGUCACCUGACAGCCGCCCAGAAGGAGGCGCUAUUGCAAGUCAUUGCCGAUACGGGCUGCAAGAAUGUGAAACUGCUCCCUGAGGUCUUCCAGUCUCUGACCAGCGGUGACAAGCGUCUUAGCAGAGUGCGUCUCAUCCUGUUGACGCCCAGCUGCUCCAUGUCAGCGGUCAGCAAUCCUCUUGAAUUCAUGCUGCAAGAGAACAGAGACACAGACCUGCUGCAGGACUUGUCGCACGGCUCCGUGGCCCAGAGCAGGAUGGACGCUCUGAUAGCACAGCAGAAGGACGACAUCCAUCAUGCUUUGAAGUUCCCUCAAGUGCUGGCGGUGGUUUACGCCACGUGUUCGUCACACCCAGAGGAGAACGAGGAGUUGGUGAUCAGAGCGGUGAAGGAGGCCCAGUUGACGUUCCAGCAGGAAUGGCGGCUAAAACCCCCUAACUUGAGAAACAAACAAGCCUCGUCUAAUUCUCCUGACCAGGCAGAAGGUCCAGAAAUCAAGGACUCCUUCUUCAGGCUGGAUCCCUCCGAACAGAAUAAUGGCUUCUUCCUGGCCGUUCUCGUCAGAGAGUCCACACUCCAAGAGCCACCACAAGAUGUUCCAGCCCAGGUGCAGACCCGACUCAAACCCGAGCGCACGAGAUCCAAAGCGCCAAGAAGAAAAACGCCGCGCGUACAAAGCAUCAAGACGAACAAAGCCACCUUCUUCUCUCCACCACCUGAGCGUCAAAUCUGUGUCAAAGCUCCGGCUCUUUUCCCUCAAGCAACAGUCGCCAAAGUGCGCACACAAUCAUGUCAGAGUUGUGUUGCUUCAGACUGCAACCAAGCAAAGUCCCUCAUCAUCAGAGUAGGACAACAUCUCGGAGAAGACGUCACCAACUCUUCAUCCACCCAGCGUCCCACGCCCCCUCCCCUCUCCCCCGUGGUCCCAGCGGUGCGUCCCCGGAGGCUCCAUCAGUUGGAGCUGAAGCCCGCUGUCAUCGUCCUGCCUCCUCCUCCUCCUCCUCUUCUUCUGCAGCCGCCGCUGCACACCUGGAGGACACAUUCUCCCACCUCUCACCUUGCCGGAAGCUUCUCUAAAAGCACGCUGAUCAAACACAAGUUGAAGUUUUGUGUCUAAUUCAGGGGCGUGACCCCAAAGUCUGAACCCCCACACAAAAGACCCCCCCCCCCACAUCCCACCCUAAACCCAACCUGUUUACAUACACCAAAAAUAAACUCACUGUGUGAAUUCCACAAGGCAUGCUAGCAUGCUAAUAUUAGCAUACUUACCUUUUUAGCACAUUUUUCAGCCAUUUACCCCAGGCAUAUAACUUGAUACGUGCUAACUCUUAGCAUGCUAACAUUAACAUGCUAACUUAUUAAAGCUAAUUUGCAUUUGUUUACC